Messenger RNA from Paramecium pentaurelia, 198 nucleotides. The record is from the annotation of a GenBank genome assembly. NCBI's taxonomy places the organism in Eukaryota, Ciliophora, Oligohymenophorea, Peniculida, Parameciidae.
AUGAGUUAAUCAAAAUUUCAAAAAUUAAUCAAAAAUGUGAAUGUCAAUCAUUUUAUGGCUAAUUCCUUUUAUGAUGAAAUUAAAUGUUUAUUUGCUCUCUAAAAUGUCCUUAAUAAUUUCAAAGUCUAAAUAAGUGAGAGAAAGUUACUAUUAAAGAAAUAAUUAUAAACAGAGAGCUAGGAGUAAGCUUCUGGUUGA